Scomber scombrus (Atlantic mackerel) is the source of this 2985-nucleotide messenger RNA. It is a transcript of the gene emilin2b, whose product is annotated as elastin microfibril interfacer 2b. Bases 1 to 2985 code for a protein of 994 amino acids. Gene Ontology annotation, molecular function: protein binding. The record is from RefSeq and is a predicted model, not a curated record. The transcript is spliced from 9 exons. Lineage: Eukaryota; Metazoa; Chordata; Actinopteri; Scombriformes; Scombridae.
AUGGAGAGCGUACACUGCGGAUUAUCAUUUCUCAUUUUUAUUACAACUUUUCCUCUCAUCAGUGCGUCACCCUUCCAGUAUAACAUGUUUCAGGGCAACGCGUAUUCUGGCCCCGAAACACGGCAAAGAAAUAAGAACUGGUGCGCCUACGUUGUGCACAAGAACGUGAGCUGUGCCGUCGUGGGAGGCACUGAGAGUUUUGUGCAGCCGGAGUCUUCACCGUGUCCACCGGAGCUGCCAAACUGUGCGCAACAAGUGAUAUACCGCACACACUUUAAGCCGACAUACAAGAUUGCCUACAAGACUGUGACAGAGCUGCAGUGGAAGUGUUGCCCGGGUUACCAGGGCUACAACUGCAUGGAGGUGAAAGACAUGAGAAUAAUCCAAGUGGACCGUUUGCCCCAAGCACCUUUUCCUGUUUCUGGACGUAUUCCAGUCCAACAAGGUCCAGAGGAGCGGACAGACAACCAAAGACACCAUCCAUGGAGAGGAGGAGGAGGGCAAUUUGGUGGUCACACAGGUCACAGACCACACGGGGGUCACAGAGGAUCUCAAAGUGGACAACACCUGGAGGAGGAGGUGCAACGACUCUCCCAGAUGGUCCUUGACAUGCAGGCAAGAAUGACAGACAUGUCUUCAAAUCUGAGACUAGAUUUCCAGGAGGAUGCCAGUAAAAUGCUGGUUACGCUCCUGAAUACCGUCAGACAGCCGGUCAGUGCUCGGGGCGCAGAGCCUGAAACCAUCCAGCUGCAGGACCUGUCUCUGGAUCAUGAGAGAACGCAGAUAGACGAGGUCAUCAACAAGAUCAGCCAGGUCACAGACGAUCUGGAGGCCAAGGGCAACACCCUGAAGGACCUGCUGGGUCGUGUCAACAGUCACGAUGGACAAAUUCAUCUGUUAAUGGAGGCUGCUCAGACCCCGAUGGCCACGGAGGCUCCUCUUCCCCCAGCCAGCGAUCCGGACCUACGCGCCUACGUGGACCAGCAGAUCCGCGCUGUGAGGGAAGAGAUGAUGGAGGGUAUGGAUAUCAAACUGGCAGAUCUGAAGAGCUCAUGUGAUUAUAAAAUCCUGUCUGUUCGGGAGCAAUGUGAGGGUCAAGAAGCCAACUACCUCAGCCUGGCCGAGCUCAUGGACUCUAAAGAAAGUGACCUCCGCAACGAGAUCCAGAACCUCAAGACCAAGCUGGUUAAUACAGAAAAGUUUGCCUCGGUUCUGGUUCGUGUGGAGAAUUUAGAGAGCCGCAUGAACUUAUCUGAGGGGACAGUGGCAGGGCAGUGCCUCUCAAUGGAGGAAAGGCUGAAUAGAGAGCGGGCAGAGGCCAUCAAAAACCUGAAGGAGACUCUAGAGGACAAGCUGGCCUUAAUCGAAGACAAAUUCACCACCUUGCUAGUAGAUACAAGCACCAACUCUGCAUCUGAGAGCCAGCAAACUCUGCAGAGUGAAGUGACAUCUGUUAAAGACUCUUUUAAAACUCUGGAGGAUAGAUUCAAAGCCCUGGAUCAGCUGUGCUCAAAGGAGUGUAAGGCCAAUUUGACUGUUGUAGAAAACCUCCAACAGGACUUCCAGAGCUGCAAAACUGCUGUAGACGCUAUGGAGACUGGUCUAAAAUCCCAGUUAGAUAACCUCGGAGCAAUGGAGGGUCAACUCCUCAAUUAUAGCGCCCGCAUUGAGAGCGUACAUGGUGAUUUGAGCUUCUUGGAAGGGCGUGUUGGCACGUUAGAGGACUCGAUAUCAGACGUACUCCACCAGAGCCUCAACUCCACCGAGGCUCAAGUCAACGCAGGAGCCGAGCAGGAGGCCAAGGACCUUUCGGAGCUUCACAGGACUCAUCAGGAGGAGCUGAGACGACGGCUGGACGAGCUGGGCCGCGAGGUGAAACGAGAGGCCGACCACUGCAGGGAGAAAACGCAGGACGUGGAGAAGGAGAUCGCCCACAUCGACAGCCGCAUUGUCAGUGUCGAAAGUUUGUGCGGCAAGCUGGAUCCCAUCUCGGGAAGCCUCCAGAGGAUCAAAGAAGGUCUGAACAAACACGUGAGCGGGUUGUGGACUUGCGUCAACCAGCUGAACGGCACGGUGAGAGCUCAUGCGCGAGAUAUCGGCGGACUGAAGGGAACAUGUCAGAAGCUCCAGAACCAUAUUUCUGACGUCACCAAAGACCUCGAGGUGCUAACGGAAAGCUCUCCUGGGAAGAAAGGUGUUCAGGUCGCUGCGGAGGACACGAGGCAUCCUCACAGUUCAAAUAACGGCCCUGCAGUAGUGCCGGUCGGCCCCGAGGAAACCUCUCUACUACAGCCGCCACCUGUGAUGGAGACCGGCGAGGCGGGUCCUCCGGGGAAGAUGACCUCGUCCAAGUUGCCCAAAGGGAUGGACGGCAGCAUAAUGCCCGUUCUGGGAUUUGCUGGAGCUCCAGCUUAUCCAAUAAAACCAACUGAAUCUCUGAAAACCCGGAUGCCUCUCCUUCCUGAUGUGACCGUGCUACAGAAACCAUCACCACAGAAACCCGACACGGCUUCGGCUUCGGCUUCAGGUGAGAGAGUAUCAUUCUCAGCUGGUCUGACUCUGACGCCGUUUCACGGAGAGGUCGGGAUCAUUCGAUUCAACAAGUUGCUGGUAAAUGACGGAGGACACUAUGAUCCCAACACAGGUAUCUUCACAGCUCCGACGGACGGCCGCUACCUGGUGACGGCCGUGCUGGCAGCGCAGCGAGGUGAGAAGCUGGAGGCGAUCCUCUCCGUGUCAAACCGCAGCGUGCAGAGGUUGGACUCCACCGGCUUCCUGUCUGGAGCAGCAGCAGCGGCGACGUCACAGCAACAAUGUAACUGCAGCAGCUCGACGUCGCUCAGUCUGGUUCUGUCACUGAAGCGAGGCGACCGAGCCGGACUGGUUCUGACCGCCGGACAGCUCGCCACCACCACCUCCUCCUCCUCUGAGGUCCUGUCGUCUUUCAGCGUCGUCCUUCUUUACUCCAGCCCGUCCAAACGGUAG